GUGAAAUAAUAGGAAGCGAGUUUCAGUGUUUGAAGAAACAUAGAAUAGAAUAGAAUGAGACCGAAAUGAAAAUGAAAGAGAAAUGAGCAUUGGCAGUAGGAAGCAGGCAAGGCUUCACAGAUUUGGCCAAACCAGUUCUACACUCCUCCACGAAAACCCAAGAUGUGUGAUUUGGCGAUCAUCAAAAUGAACCAAAUUUCCAGAAAUUAAAAAUUCAGAAGAGUUUUUUGAUGUUGAGAGGCUGCAACACAUUACUUAAAAUUCGACGUUGAAAUCAAAACAGAGAGAGAGAGAGAGAGAGAGAAAUAGGGCUUUUGAAUGAUGAGAAAGCCUCAUUUCUAUGAGGUUUAUUCCUCUGCCUUCAGCUCUCACAGACUGAAACUUCCCGAUGGAUUUGUGUGUCACAUGGAGGGAAGGACAUAUGGAUCAGUUUCGUUGACUGGUCCUAGUGGAAAAACAUGGACAGUGCAAUUGAUUAAGCAGGAAAAUGAUCUAUUUCUCCAUCAUGGGUGGUCGACAUUUGUGGUGGAUCAUCAGCUAGAAUGUGGUGAACUUUUGGUUUUCAGAUAUGAAGGUCACUUGCAUUUUACCGUGCAAGUAUUUGAUAAGGAUGCAUGUGAGAAAGAGGCAGCGUUUCAUUCUGAAUGCAGUCAAAGUUCAAAGAUAAUGAGUACCAAUGAGAACCAGGAACUUGAACUGGGUGUUGGUAAAGAACUAUUGCGGUAUGAGAUAGUAAGACCAAUUAGUAUGUUCAGAGAAAACGAAGAAACCUCCAAAGCAUGUUCAGCUAAUGAUGUCCCUGUGCCUUUUCACAUGGACAAUAGCAAAGAAGAUGAAGAGACUGCCAUCCUGUAUAGAAGUGGGAAGGACGAUCAUCGUUAUAUUCUCAGUGGAGUUUCAUUAUCAAAUGUAUCAGCACACGAUGAGAAAAAAGUUUCCCAGUCAUUUAUUUCCUCUUUUCCAUAUUUUGUUAGAAUCAUGAAAAGCUUCAAUGUCAGUGGUUCAUAUACUCUGAAUAUCCCUUAUCAGUUUUCGAUGGCACAUCUUCCCAAUUGCAAGAUAAAGAUUAUUCUUCAUAAUUUGAAAGGAGAACAUUGGACUGUUAAUUCCGUGCCAACAACUAGAGUGCAUACUAGUCACACUCUUUGUGGAGGAUGGAUGGCCUUUGUUCGUGGUAAUAACAUAAAGGUUGGAGAUAUCUGCAUUUUUGAGCUUGUGCAUGAGUGUGAAUUACGUGUUCGCAUUGCUGAGGUUGCAAAAGAUGGGUCUGACUGCCAGGUUGGAAACCUAGCCAUUACUAGGCCUAGUGCAGGACAUGCUGUAACUUCCAGAUGUAUGCCAAUGAAUCCUAAAGUCAACUCAAAAUGCAUAAGAAAAGUUGAUCUAUCGGAUAAGAAGUGGUCAAAGAUUGGUCAAGAAACUAUUUUAUCCAUUGACUUAAAGAAAUCUAGUAGAGCUUCAAAUACUUCUAAGAAGAUGGGGCUUUGCCCUCAGUCGAAAGCUGCCCAUAAAAAGUUGGCUGCUCCAAGGAGACAUCGUGUUGACGAUGAACUAAGCUCACAGGCUAAAGCUGGUUUGAGAAUGUUGUUUGCACUCGAUGAACAAAGAGUAGCUCAAGCUUUUACUUCCCCUUUUCCUAGUUUUGUGAAAAUAAUGAAAAAGUUCAAUGUCAGUGGAUCAUACACUUUGAAAAUCCCAUACCAGUUCUCAGCUGCACAUCUCCCAACUUACAAAACUGAAGUUACACUUCGUAAUUCAAGAGGUGAAUGCUGGACUGUGAACUCGGUUCCAGAUGCAAAAGGUAGAACAGUUCACACCUUUUGUGGAGGGUGGAUGGCCUUUGUUCGUGAUAAUGACAUCAAUUUUGGAGACACAUGCAUUUUUGAACUCGUUGCUCAAUGUGAGAUGCACGUUUACAUAUCUGGGGUUGGAAAGGAAGGGCUUGAUCAUCAAAAUGGGCAUUUAAAACUUACUAAUAGAUUAGCUAACGUUCCAUCUACCUGCUAACGUUCUUGUUUGUGAGAAUCAAUCUUCCAUGAAGAUGUUUGUUUUGAGAGUGGCAAAAGAUCUUUUGCAUUUUAUGUACAUAUUGCAGUAAUUUCAUACCCUCUUGAUAUAUAUGUACAUCUCACCGUUCACAUGCCAAUUUAUCAUCUCACCUGGUUAGAUCUUAGAAUA
Messenger RNA from Glycine soja, 2178 nucleotides. Its product is annotated as B3 domain-containing protein Os01g0723500-like. NCBI's taxonomy places the organism in Eukaryota, Viridiplantae, Streptophyta, Magnoliopsida, Fabales, Fabaceae. Bases 319 to 2007 code for a protein of 562 amino acids. The record is from RefSeq and is a predicted model, not a curated record. The transcript is spliced from 7 exons. Gene Ontology annotation, molecular function: DNA binding.